AUGCGCGCCGCGCCGCCAUCCGCGCGGCUCCUGCUGCUGCUGCUGCUCGCGCUCCUGGCCGCGCCGGGCCCCCGCGCCAGCAGAGCCGAGUCCGCUCCAGCGCCGCGGCCCGACCCUGAGCCCCAGACGCGCCCGCAGCCCGGCCCCAGCUCCGGGAACGCUACCCGGCCGGGGACCGGGGCGGCGGCGGGCGGCGGCGGCAGCUCCAACAGCAGCGGCGACGCCCUGGUGACCCGUAUCUCCAGCCUGCUCCGCGAUCUGCCCACCCUAAAGGCGGCCGUAAUCGUGGCGUGCGCCUUCAGCGCUAUGCUCAUCGCCUGCCUGCUGCUGCGCGUCUUCAGGUCGGGAAAGAGGUUAAAGAAGACCCGGAAAUAUGACAUUAUCACCACUCCAGCUGAGCGGGUGGAAAUGGCCCCGCUGAAUGAAGAGGAUGAUGAAGAUGAAGACUCCACAGUAUUUGAUAUCAAAUACAGGUAAAACCUUAUUCCCAACCUGUUGGCAUGCUGUGGAAAGCUGGCCAGCCGCAGCCUGGGGUGUGAAGGACCUGGAAGCUGUCUCGUCCAUCCGAGGUGUUGAGACCAAAACAAACUAUUUAUAGAACUCUGGCACCAUAGCGUGCACGACCUUCUGCUCAGAAUGCCACCGUGGGGCUUCUUGUUUCCAAAUCACCACACCAGAGGCACCUCAGCCACCCUUGGGACGUCUCUUCCAAAUGCCACUCCUCCUUCUCCCUCUUUGAAGAGGCAUUUGCCUUGCUAAGGGGUGAAGGGUAGAAACGUUUUUUUUUUUUUUUUUAAAUAAGCAAGUAUUGACGAAAGUAAAACAGAACAGGAGGAUCAAGAACCUAAAAAAAACCUGUGGGAUAUUCAGCUGUACAAUUAGGGUUUUGGUACUCUGCUCUCCUGGGUCCAGGUUAUGGACGUGUGGCCAGUAGUGGUCUGUUGGCUUGGUCAAGUUCUGGCCUUAUUUUCAUGACGGCUGUGUGAAAUGUCAGAGUGAGAGUGGUCAGAGCUGGUCAGUCCCUACCGGAAGUGUACCCAUGUUUGUGGCUCCUUUUCUUUCUUUUGUUUUAAAGGGUUUAGCAGACUUAGGCAUGACUAGUUCACAAAGAAUUUUGAGUAUCAGGGAAAAAAGUAUGUAUGUGUGUGUGUGUGUAUGUGUGGUUUGUGUGUGCAUGUGUGUUUUUAUGUGUAUAUGCAUGUGUGUGUUUGUCUAUGUAUGUGCAUACGCAUGUUUGUGGGUAUGUGUGUGUAUGGAUAUAUGUGUAUGUUUGCAUGUGUGUGUAUAUAUAUGUGUGUAUAUACACACACACACACACACACACACAGAGAUACAGUAAUUUCUCUUUCUUUGAAGGGAAAGGAAAGUGCUAGGUGACUUUUCAUUGGUGUCAUCCUUUGUGCUCUUUUGUAUUUUUCUGCCCUGACCCAAUUCUUAGAGAUAUAACUUUAAAAAAAUCAGGGUAAUAAUUUAAAUGGAUGGGGAUUUGGUUGGCUGGAAGAAGCAAGCAUGCUGUUAAGGACUCGAGUUAAAUUUCAUCUAGGCCAGGCUAGACCAGAGACCUUCUGACCCUGGAGACUGCUUGUCACUGUGGGAAGACCCCUUGGCAGGUGUGGGCCGAGGUUCUGGUGGGUGGCUUAUUGAGGAGCUAGGGAAGUGAGGACUUGAUUGUGACAAUUCCCUGAGAUCUGUUGGCUUCUGGAAGCAGGGGGCCCUAGGCUGGCUUCUCAGGUGGAUAAAGGCUUUUAGCUGUCUUCCCAGGGUUGAGGUUAUUUGCGCUUCUGUUUAAAGUCUAUUAGCAACUCCUUUCAGGCGCUGGACUUCUGUUCUCUCUGGAAAGGUGUUUUGUUUUUAUUUGGUCCCUCUUUUCUUCUCUGGAGCUGCUCCAGGGUUUGUAUGUUCCCCUCUUUAUUGUCUUACCCCUUGGCUUUGGGUGAAAACUCCAGCCUUUUCCGAUAGCUCCUAUUUUCAGCUUCUUCAGUUUCCGGAGAAGGGCUAUGGUGGUGGGAGUACGUGGGAGGGGCUGUCAGUGUUGUGGGGUCCCCCGCUUCCCGAGGCCCAUCGGGGCACUCUGUGGCCCUAGCCUCUUCAGAAGGCACGCUGGCCUCUGCAGAAAAGGGGAGAACCCUCGGCAAGAGCCCUUCUGUGAAUAGCUCUUCCUGCUGCAGGGGGUGGACACCUGGCACCUGCUGCUCCGCUGCUAUUUUGAUUUCACUUCUUUUGUUGACUUUUCUUCUUUCUCCCCGUUUGCCAGAGGGGUGGGGCUGGAAGCAAUGGCUGUGGCUGCUUUCUCUGCCCCCUCCACAGUGUACUCACUGGCCCAUGUGGUGGCCGAGAGGAGCCCGGGCCACUCAGUCUUCACCUUCUGAACCUUCCAACUGGAACGCUGGCUCGCAGGAGUGUUUUUGACAACUGCAGCGGAAGCACCCGUGGACAAGCUGGAUUCUUCUGCCUUCUGUAUAAGGCCCCAUCUGCCAGGUGCUGGCCGCUGUCCUGUCAGAAGUGGCCCCUAAGAGUGACCUUCUCGGUGGAACUUCAGCACAGGAGGUUACUAAAUAAAAACACUUUAGACCUGAA
Messenger RNA from Loxodonta africana (African savanna elephant), 2577 nucleotides. It is a transcript of the gene FAM174B, whose product is annotated as family with sequence similarity 174 member B. The coding region runs from base 1 to 477 and encodes 158 amino acids. The record is from RefSeq and is a predicted model, not a curated record. The transcript has 3 exons. NCBI's taxonomy places the organism in Eukaryota, Metazoa, Chordata, Mammalia, Proboscidea, Elephantidae.